AUGGGUCUGCUGCAGGAGGAGGCCAGGCAUGACAGACGGAGGUUUGUAAAGACAAAGAACGAGACUGUGUUUAAACUUCUUUUCAGGAAAAACGCUAACGCUGCUAUGCUCAGUAACCAUGAGGUAACGUUGUUCAAACUCCUGAUGGACCUGAAGGAACAGAGGAAGGACAGCGGGAGGAACAAACACAGCAUCAGGCAGCAGAACCUCAACACCAUCAUGUAUGAAACGCUGAAGUAUCUGUCAAAGACGCCCUGCUGCAGGCAGAGUCCAGAGAUCGUUAAAGAAUUCCUCACCACCAUGAUGCCUCACAAAGUCAGUGAUAUCUCACAAACGGCAGAAAAACUGCAGCUACUGAACCACUGGCCACAGACAGCAGUGGAAAUUCAGCUAGGUUUUAUACCCUCCUGA
Epinephelus lanceolatus (giant grouper) is the source of this 411-nucleotide messenger RNA. Lineage: Eukaryota; Metazoa; Chordata; Actinopteri; Perciformes; Serranidae. The record is from RefSeq and is a predicted model, not a curated record.